This is a messenger RNA of Myzus persicae (green peach aphid), 963 nucleotides long. RefSeq lists its product as uncharacterized. NCBI's taxonomy places the organism in Eukaryota, Metazoa, Arthropoda, Insecta, Hemiptera, Aphididae. The coding region runs from base 120 to 758 and encodes 212 amino acids. The transcript is spliced from 3 exons. The record is from RefSeq and is a predicted model, not a curated record.
AUUCAGACGCAUCGGACGACUCUUGCUCGUCCCGACGCCGCCAAAUUUCAGCCAAACAGUUGUACCGACAAAUAAUUUAUUAUAGCUGUAUACCGCUUUUCCGGAACUACCAAUUGAAAAUGACAAGUAGUGGUGAUAAUACACAAAUCAGACUGAAUAUGAAACUGCAUCGACAAAAACUUCUUAAAUUUUUGGAGGGUACUAAUGAUACUUUUAUAAAACCUAAAAUCGAAUUAGUUUCAAAGUGUGUCGAAAAAUCACAUUUGGAACCUAAAAUUGAAAUAAUAGACCCUGAACCUUCUAAAGUAGACCUCAAAAAACACUCAGAUCAAUUACUUGAAGAGACUCAAAAUUAUGAUAGUUCAGAUGAUAUUGAUGAAGAAAUUAUUGAAGGUUUGGGUGAUGAUGAUAUUUCUGUUAGAUCUGUUGAUUGCAAUGAAGAUUUCACAAUACACAAUAACAGUGAUAUAAAUGAGAACAGUGAUGUAGAUGAGAACGACGACGAUGAACAAUUAGUCUAUGACAAAAUCAAAAAAACAUACUUGGAUAAUAGUUGCCGCAGUCUUAUCCCUGUAUUGGACGUAAACGGUUCAUCUACCAGAACUAAGCAUUUUGUGGUUGAUAAAACUAAAAAAACAUCAGCUGCACUUGCAAUGAGGAGACUUAUAAAACGUGAAUCUAAAAAAAAAUCACUAAAAAAAUUGGUCAAAUGGUAUGCCGUUUUGAAAUUACUUGAAGUACAUUUGAAACACGAAUAAAAGUGGCAUCAAAAGCAAACGUACUACAGAAUGCUAAAAAAGAAUGCGAAAUGUUAAGACAUAAUAUGGAAAAUAAGUUGAAACUAUUAUCUAUUCUAAAUUAUAAUCAAAUACUCUGUAUGAUACAAUUAUGUCAUAUAGAGUAUUUAUUACAACUCUAACAAUACAAAAUGUAUCAAUGUUUGUUUUUACUAUGUAAUUAAUU